This is a messenger RNA of Acanthopagrus latus (yellowfin seabream), 2723 nucleotides long. RefSeq names its product BCL2 like 12 (gene bcl2l12). The record is from RefSeq and is a predicted model, not a curated record. The transcript has 9 exons. Bases 160 to 1155 code for a protein of 331 amino acids. Gene Ontology annotation, biological process: regulation of apoptotic process. NCBI's taxonomy places the organism in Eukaryota, Metazoa, Chordata, Actinopteri, Spariformes, Sparidae.
AAAAGAAAAAAAAAGAAAAAGAAAAUAAUGAUAAUAAUAGAAAAGACAUUUAAGUUUUACAGAGUGUGUUGAAAAACAAAAACAAACUCGUACUUCCUUGUGGCUUUAAAAGUUUGCCCGGAGAGUGUUUCCCGCCCCGUCCCCGCCAGGCCGGCCGUGAUGUCAGAGUACUCUGACUCUUCCAUCUCGUCCGUCUCUCUGGUGGAGAUCAAGACUGAGACGCGUCUAGUCCUCAAAGCCUUCCUCAAUCGGACGCUGUCUAUCCCCCUGACGGAGAGGCCUGGCAGAGUGGGAGGUACCUACAAGAGCAGUGCUAGCUUCAAGCCACAGCCAAAGCAGAAUUAUGGGUCAGCUCCGAAGGCUCAAAGUGUCAGUUCUGCAGACGAGAAGAAGACUGGAUUCAGGGACUUGGUUAAACAGCUCCCUCGUCGCAAGACCAAGAGCAAACCGUCACGCCUCAGAGGGCAAACAGAGGAUGAUGCCAUAUCCCCCUCCUCCACAUCGGAAGAUGAUGACAAUGAGAAGAAGCUGAACCAAAAGAAGAUAAAAAGAAAGAUCUCCAGGUUCUUCAGGAGAAAGUUAGAGAAGCAGAAGGAAAGAGAUGGGGCUGGAUCUCAUCCGCAAAGGCCCAACACACUUCCCAUUAACAAACAUCCGGGGCCUUUGCCGACCAUAGUCUCUCCCAAACACCCUCCUGAGUUCUUUGAUGAAGUAGCAGGGAAACUGGAUAAGAUUGCCCACGAGUCCACCUGCAGUAAGAAACUGAGCCCUCCAGCACAGCCAGCGUGUGAGAAAGAUGCAGUGGUGCACCGGCUUGUUGAGCUGCUCUCUUUGGAGGGAGAUUCUAUGAACACUAAGAUCAAUUCAGACCCCUUCCUGCGCUCCAGCUUAUCACGUCUCUCCUACGCCACAUUUGCUAAGCUGCUGGAUACCUUCAGCAGCAGUCAAGUGUCCGAGGCCAGCACCCUGCCGCCGACGGCCAGUCUGACGCUGAAACGCAUGGCUGUUUCCAUGGAGGUAUCACGGCGGAUAGUGACAACCACAGGUACCCAGCGCAUGCAAGGCUAUGCAGAGUGCUACAUGGAGUCCUUUGCCCCCUGGGUCCAGAACCAUGGAGGAUGGGAAAAUGUGGUAGACAUGGAGGAGUUCGACUGAGUUCGCAGAGUUCCUCGAUCUCAGCUACCCGCGGCUCGACACCGAGCUCUGGACACCAUGAGUGAAGUGUGGAGAGAUGAACGGAUCUUACUCUGCUCUCUUACAUGGGUGAGCCGGCCCAUAGACUCGUCUCCACUGUGACAGUAUUCCAGAAGCUUUGUUUGAGGGUGUUGACCCCAACAUACAUGUGGGAGUAACCAUAGCUUCUAGGAACUUCACUUGGAAGGUGAGAUGCUCACCAAGGUUCAACACAGCCUCUGCCUAUGUGAACAAAAGGAAGGUUCCUCAGACCGCUGGAAUGAAGCAUUCUGUCACUGUCAAGAGUCCUGACAGGUAUUUGUUGGUACACAGAAGAACUGUAAUCAAUACAUGAGUUGAAGGUUUAGCUGUUUUGUCACUUUUCUUUUUUUUGUUGUUUUGUCUUUUUCAUGAAAAAAAUCAUGAAAAUAAUUCAGAUCAAAUGUAAACAAACAUAUUUUGAAUUGUACAAAAAAAAAUAGCCUACUGACUUUGUUUCUUUGCCAUAAUUUAUUUAUGAUGUACAGCUCUGGAAAAAAUUAGGAGACCACUGCAAAAUGAUCAGUUUCUCUCGUGUUAGUAUAUUUAGGUAUGUGUUUGAGUAAAAUGAAUACUCAUAUGAUGCAUAUGAUAUUUUAUCCUGUUAACUACCGACAACAAUAUUGUCAUUCAGAGCAUUUACUUGCAGAAAAUGAUAUUUGGUCUGAAUAACAAAAAAAGACGCAGUUUUUGCCAUCCAGCUGGUCCUAUUGCAAGAGGACAGUGAUGACCACAGCAGUGGUUCUUAGACUGUUCCUCGUUAAAUUAGAUAUGGUUCAGGUGAUCACCUACCUCGUUAAGUAAAAUGAGGUGCGCUUGUGCUGGAAUUCAACAGAGACUGGAAUGAAAUGGCUGUCAUACAUGUAGAGAUGCUGAUUUCAGCUUCUCUUAAUUUUUUUUCCAGAGCGAUAUAUAGUUUUUUACUAUAGUUUUUUUUUUUAUAGUUAACUUGAGUGACAGACAGCAGCGAUAUGGUUUAAAAAUAAUUCUGACUUGAAUUUUUGUUUACAGUUUCACUUGGACAUCGAAUAAAGAUAACAGCAAGCCAUCAAUGCAAUGUCUUUUUACUUGCUGCACACAAGAAACAAUGUUUCCCCUUCGCACCGAAUGCAAAGGACUUUUUUGUACAUCCAAAGCUGGACAUGCCGGUUCACUGCAGCCUGCUUCUCUGUGCAAGUCACCCUGUGGCCUUGUGACAUUUGACAUUUUGUUUCUCUCUCAGGGUUCGUGCCUAUGAGGGCUGCACGAUAUGGUGAAAAGGAAUCAGAAAUGUUGCAUUAAGGCGUCCCCACCAGAGGUCCCCACUGUGCUGCCAAAGGGCCAGAAAGAAGCCAGGAGGAGGCCAGAACCCACCCCACCUCCGAGGGCAACAUUGUCUAACCUCACAUCCCAUCGCCUGGGACAGGAAACAAAUACAUAAAGAAAUCAAAUGAAUAAGUAAAACAUAGGUACAAUAGAGGGAGAAGCUCCACCACGCACACAGAUGAGACGUUGACUUUGAGUUACAAAAC